GCCCUGGAGAUGAGUCCGUGUUCCACCCUGACCAGCAGCACCGCCUCGCCUCCUGCCUGCAGUCCGUGCUCCACUCUUCCUUCUGCUGCUCCAGGACAGGCCGUCACCAGCCCCACAUCCACCCUGGAGAGCAGAGACAGCGGCAUUAUCGCCACCCUGACCAGUUACUCGGAGCCAAUGGACAGGAGCGGGAAACACGGCGAUGGCUCCCGAGGCAGCAGCCUGAAGCUCUGGCACUCUCACAGAUCCACUCUGGACUCCAGCCUCUACCGCGUGGAUGAAAACAUGGCCGCCUCCACCUACAGCCUCAACAAGAUCCCUGAGCCCAGCUCCUCACACUAUUCCUCUCACCCCACCCCCCUCUACCUCAUGCCCCGUCCUAACUCAGUGGCAGCCACCAGUUCGGCUCAUCUGGAGGACCUGGCGUAUCUGGAUGAGCAGAGACACGCCCCCCUGCGCACCUCCCUGCGGAUGUCCCGACAGAACACGGGCGUGGGCCGCUCCGGGCAGGACCUGCGAGUGCGAUUCGCUCCGUACAGACUGCAGGACAUCGCACUAAAGCCGCUGCUCUUCGAGGUGCCCAGCAUCACCAUGGACUCUGUGUUUACUGGCCGUGAUUGGCUCUUCCAGGAGAUUGACGCAUACCUACGCACGGCCCACUGUGCCACUAAUCGUGGCGUGGUUCUGGUGGGCAACAUCGGCUACGGCAAAACGGCCAUCAUCUCGCGCCUCGUGGCUCUCAGCUGCCAUGGCAACCGCAUGCGACAGAUCGCCUCCGACAGCCCACAGGCGUCACCAAAACAUGGAGAUGGCAUCCCUCUCACGCAGCCGCAGCCUUCCCAUGGUACACUGGGAGGAGGAAGUUGCCCUGGGACUCCAGAAAUGAGGAGGAGACAGGAGGAGGCCAUGAGGAGGCUCGCAUCACAGGUCGUGGCGUAUCACUACUGUCAGGCAGAUAACGCCUACACCUGCCUGGUUCCGGAGUUUGUGCACAACGUGGCGGCACUGCUGUGUCGCUCGCCACAGCUCGCCGCGUACAGAGAGCUGCUGCUGAAAGAGCCGCACAUACAGAGCAUGCUCAGUCUGCGAUCCUGCGUCCAAGAUCCGCCCACUGCCUUCAGACGAGGGGUGCUUGAACCACUGGAUGCACUUUAUAAAGAGAGGAAGAUCACUCCAGAUGAAGACCUCAUCAUUCUCAUCGAUGGUCUGAAUGAGGCUGAGUUCCACAAACCAGACUAUGGUGACACGAUUGUGUCUUUCCUCUGUAAGACCAUUAACAAGUUCCCAGCCUGGCUCAAACUGGUGGUGACUGUCAGGACCUCCCUGCAGGAAAUCACCAAACCUCUGCCCUUCCACCAAAUCUCUCUGGACGCCCUGGAGGAAAAUGAUGCCAUCGACCACGACCUCCAGGGCUACAUCCUGCACCGCAUCCACAGCAGCACUGAGAUCCAGAACAACAUCUCCCUCAAUGGCAAGAUGGACAACACCAGCUUCGGCAAGCUCAGUUCCCACCUCAAGGCCCUCAGCCAGGGCUCUUUCCUCUACCUGAAGCUCACCUUUGACCUGAUCGAACGCGGCUACCUGGUGCUCAAGAGCACCAACUACAAGGUGGUCCCGGUCAGUCUAGCUGAAGUUUACCUUCUGCAGUGUAACAUGCGCUUCCCGACACAGUCGUCCUUCGAAAGGGCCCUGCCGCUGCUCAACGUGGCCCUGGCCUCCCUGCACCCGCUCACCGAUGAGCAGAUCUACCAGGCCAUCAACAGCGCCUCGGUGAAGGGCACGCUGGAAUGGGAUGACUUCCAGCAGAGGAUGGAGAACCUGUCUGUGUUCCUGGUGAAGAGACGGGAUGGGACGCGCAUGUUUGUGCACCCUUCUUUCAGAGAGUGGCUCAUAUGGAGAGAAGAGGGAGAGAAGACCAAGUUCCUCUGCGAUCCCAGGAAUGGCCACACGCUUCUGGCUUUCUGGUUCUCCAGACAAGAAAACAAACUAAAUAGACAGCAGACAAUUGAGUUGGGUCACCAUAUACUGAAAGCACACAUAUUCAAGGGCCUGAGUAAGAAGGUCGGAGUUUCUUCAUCCAUCUUGCAAGGGCUGUGGGUGUCAUACAGUACAGAGAGUUUAUCAGCAGCUCUGUCAUCGCUCAGAAACCUUUAUACACCUAACAUAAAGGUGUCCCGGCUGCUGAUAUUGGGUGGUGCUAAUGUGAACUACCAUACAGAGGUGUUGAACAACGCUCCGGUGCUGUGUGUGCAUGCACACCUGGGCUACGUGGACAUGGUGAACCUGCUGCUGGAAUACGGUGCCAGUGUAGAUUCAACAUCUGAGAGCGGCCUCAAUCCUCUGGGCUACGCCGCCGCCGCUGGACACCUGGGCAUAGUUACCACCCUCUGCAAGAGGAAAGCAAAGCUCGACCACUUGGACAAGCAUGGUCAGUGUGCCCUGGUGCAUGCUGCUCUUAGAGGACAUCUGGAGGUGGUGAAGUUCCUCAUUCAGAGUGACUGGGCGGACACACAAACUCAGCAGCAGACAUCACCACAGCCUGUGACCUUCAACAAGAGCGUGGCAGUACAGCAGGCCCUUAUAGCAGCAGCCAGCAUGGGAUACACAGAGAUUGUGUCUUAUCUCUUGGACUUGCCUGAGAGGGAUGAAGAGGACACUCAACGUGCCCAGAUUAACAGCUAUGAUACCCUGUGGGGUGAGACAGCGCUGUCAGCAGCAGCAGGCCGGGGAAAGAUGGAGGUUUGUCGGCUGCUGUUGGAGCAGGGCUCUGCUGUGGCGCAGCCCAACCGGAGAGGAGUCGUGCCGCUCUUCAGCUCUGUGCGUCAAGGGCACUGGCAGAUUGUGGAUCUGUUAGUGUUGCAUGGAGCAGAUGUAAACCUGGCUGAUAAACAAGGCCGUACUCCACUCAUGAUGGCUGCCUCAGAAGGGCACCUGGACACGGUUGAGUUCCUAAUGGCUCAGGGUGCAUCUAUGGAUCUAAUGGAUAAGGAGGGUCUGACUGCGCUCAGCUGGGCAUGUUUGAAAGGACAUCUGCCUGUGGUUCGCUGCUUGGUGGAAAGGGGUGCAGCGACAGACCACACUGAUAAAAAUGGACGAACACCUCUUGAUCUGGCUGCCUUCUAUGGAGACUCAGAAGUGGUGCAGUUCCUGGUGGAUCAUGGGGCUUUGAUAGAGCAUGUGGACUACAGUGGGAUGCGUCCUCUGGACCGGGCAGUCGGCUGCAGAAACACAUCAGUGGUGGUGGCUCUGCUGAAGAAAGGAGCCAAAAUCGGUCCUGCUACCUGGGCAAUGGCAACAUCUAAACCUGACAUCAUGAUUAUCCUACUGAGUAAACUUUUAGAAGAAGGAGAUGGCUUCUACAAGAAGGGUAAAGUGAAGGAGGCAGCUCAGCGCUACCAGUAUGCUCUGAAGAAAUUUCCCCGAGAAGGAUUAAGUGAGGACCUGAAGACCUUUAAGGAGCUCAAAGUGUCUUUGUUCCUGAACUUGUCUCGCUGUCGGAGGAAAAUGAAUGACUUUGGUAUGGCGGAAGAGUUUGCUACCAAGGCUCUGGAACUGAAGCCUAAGUCUUAUGAGGCAUUCUAUGCUAGAGCCCGUGCCAAGCGUAGCAGCAGGCAGUUCGCUGAAGCACUAGAUGACCUGAGGGAAGCCAUAAAGCUGUGUCCCAACAAUCGUGAAAUCCAACGUCUCCUUCAGCGCGUGGAGGAGGAGUACAGGCAAGUUACCCAAUCAGAGGAGCCAGAGCUUGAGCCUCCUCCAUCCCCACCACCAUCUCCCUUACCAGUAGAGGAAGAUGAGGAGCCCCCUCGUCAUACCCCUCCCCCUGAGCCAAGACUGGAUGACAUGGAGCCUGUCCAAGACUUGUUUGAGGAUGAUGACUUCCUGGAACAAGAGCUUGAGGCUGUGUCUAUUGGUCUUGCUUCUGACAUUCGCUCGAAUGCUUCGAGCCUUGCCAUUAUACGUAGUCCACCCCUUUCUCCGGGUCAUCAUGACACUGGCUACCUAUCUGGAGGGCAGACCUUUGAGUUCCACCCAAGCUCCUCCUCUAUGUCAUCUCCUACCCAUCAUAGUUACCAGUCCACCUCCCCGUGUGUCUCUCCAACACAUCAGAACUCCCACUACCACCAGAGUCCGCCCCAUAGCUCGUCAGCCCAUCAGUCCUCCUACCGAUUCAGCCCUCCACCCAUGGGCAGUGGAGGGAACCAGGGAAUGGACUACCAGAGUCCUCCGCCAUCUCCUCUUAGGCGUGGGGCUCCAUUCAGAAGUAGCCCUCCAAUUGAGAGUGUGUGUCUAUAUCGUUCCCAGUCUGGCUCUCCAGUCCGCUACCAACAGGAUCCUUUACCUAGCCGCCCUAAAUCACCGCUGUUGAAGAUGAGCAGCCAGCGAUCCUUCCAACUCCAGUCGCAACCUUCCCAGAGCUCUCAGACCAGUCAGCACCACCAGGUUCAGGGUCUUCGCCUGCAGCCCUCUAUGGCACAGAUCGUCCGCACUAACCAGCCCAGUAACAGUUUGUACAGCCAGUUGGCACAUCCACUCAGUAGUAGGUACCAGGGCAGUUCUAUGGAUGUGGACAGGGAGAGAGAUCGAGAGCCAAGGCUGGUGUACCAGCCCUCAUUGGAUGGCCUGUCAAUGUCUCAAGUGCAAUCCAGCCUUAGUGUGGGAGCUCUGUGUCAGCAUGGGGGCCGAGGUGGGCCUGCUGGGGUUUUGGAGUCAAACUUGGGGAAAGAUGAGAUCCCUCAGCGUCCUGCUUCAGCCUACCGUUCAGCUACAGGGGGACCCGGAGGCAUGCGCUUCAGCCAAACCCCCCAGAUAAGCCGUAGUCAGUCAGCAGCAUACUAUCCUGUCUCCAAGCAUGAACUUGAGAGAGCAGUGGCAGCCUCAGCUCUGCCACCAUGCCAACUGGGCUCUCCAGAGAUCCCCCACUUAGUGCGCAGACCUAUCAGUGCCAAUACAAGUGACCUAAAACAGCACGUAUCGACCCCCAGACCACUUAUCCACUCCCAGAGUGUAAAUCUUCGCUUCUCCCCAUCUAGCAGUAAUAUCUCCUCAGGCUCCAGCUGCAAUCUAGCCCCUGGCUUCAGGCCCUCCUCCUCCAUGGCCCAAAUGGAAAUCCCGCUGCAGACUGCAUAUGAACGAAGCUUUGAUGAGCCAUCGACCCUCUCACCCUCUCAGAGUGGACUGUACUCGGGCGAACCUGCCCGAUCCCGGACCACUCCUUUCAUGGGCAUCAUUGACAAGACCGCUAGGACUCAGCAGCAGUACCUUCACCAGCCUUCCCGGGCCUGGCCUGUCUCAUCUCUGGAAUCAGUUAUCAGUAGCCCCACGUCACCUGGUAAUUUGAUCCACCAAGCCUCCACUGCUUCCUCCUACAGCCCACCUACAUCUCUAGGCAAUAUUGCCUAUUACAAUAAGACCAAUAAUGCCCAGAAUGGACACAUGCUAGAGGAAGAGUACUAUGCCCAGCCGCAGCCAUCCUCCCUGGGCAAGCUUGCCAAUGGAGGGGCCCGUGAUCGAGACCUCCUGGAGCGAGUGAGCCAAGCGCCAACGUACCAGGAUGUUAAGGUGGCUCGGACAAUGCCCGUGGCACAGGCGUACCAGGAGAACAUGUACCGCCAGCUUUCCCGUGAUGCCAGACAAGGUCCCACCUCGCCCAUCAAACCAAAGAGACCCUUUGUGGAGUCAAAUGUUUAACAGGCACCCAAAAGGGUGGGCACAAAGGUGUGAGUGACAGUGAAUGUUUGUGUCAGGUCUUGCGUAAGGGACUGUGUAGGUGCAGGUUGUUAAAGGCAGUAUUUCAAGUAGAGGAAACUGCAUAGUAGAAAUACUUUUAAUAAACUAAAAACAUUGUUACAAACACCUGUGUACAAAUACCUGUGCCUACUUUAGGUCAACUCAAUCUGUUGGUAAAAACUCGGAACCCACC
Messenger RNA from Cyprinus carpio (common carp), 5920 nucleotides. It is a transcript of the gene tanc2b, whose product is annotated as tetratricopeptide repeat, ankyrin repeat and coiled-coil containing 2b. The record is from RefSeq and is a predicted model, not a curated record. Bases 10 to 5688 code for a protein of 1892 amino acids. Gene Ontology annotation, cellular component: dendritic spine. Gene Ontology annotation, biological process: regulation of dendritic spine morphogenesis. NCBI's taxonomy places the organism in Eukaryota, Metazoa, Chordata, Actinopteri, Cypriniformes, Cyprinidae. Gene Ontology annotation, molecular function: protein binding. The transcript is spliced from 22 exons.